AUGGACGGCGGCCACCCUGCCUGCUUGCUUAUCGGCCCGCCACAUGACAGCUCUGGGGCACACCUCACAGGCCCCUUCCCCCGCUUGGACCGGUUGGGAUUCCCCCGAUCCCCGCCGAAGCCUGCGGAGCGCACUCCGAAGCCCCGGACCUAA
Molecule: messenger RNA, 153 nt
Organism: Pelobates cultripes (western spadefoot toad)
Lineage: Eukaryota; Metazoa; Chordata; Amphibia; Anura; Pelobatidae
Source: the annotation of a GenBank genome assembly